UUUCUUGAACAGUGUCUAAAAUAUCCUUGUUUGUAAAACAACGAUAAAAUAAAAAAAGAUAAAUUUUGACAUUCAGUCCCUUGUCGAGGAAUCGAACCAGAAAAUUGAUUUCUCAACACAAAUUGAAAGGAAGAAGAAGAAGGAACCUCUACAGGUCAAUCAAAUUCUUGAUUAUUAUUAGCGUGGGGAGAAGAAUGGCAGGAGAAGCAGCAGCGAAUUGUUUGUUCUGUCAAAUUGCACGUUCAUUGACUUCUAACACUCUCCUACACACUGAUGAUAAGGUCGUUGCAUUUGAAGACAUCAAUCCAUCUGCCUUUAGGCAUUAUUUGGUGAUCCCAGUGAAACACAUUGCAACUGUAAAAGACCUUCAAAGGAGUACAGAAGAUUUUAAUUUGGUGAGUCAUAUGCUGAAUGUGGGGCAGGAUCUAGUACAUAGGGAUGCCCCGGAGUCCAAGGAAUACAAAUUCGGAUUUCAUCGACCUCCAUUUAAUAGUGUUGACCACCUCCAUCUCCAUUGUUUUGCACUUCCUUUUAUACCUAGGUGGAAACAUGUAAAAUAUGUGUCGUUGGGACCCCUUGGGGGAUUCAUAGAGGCAGAGAAAUUAUUGCAGAAGAUAAAGCCGUAAAUGCAGAUACACAGCUAGUAUAUUAUAAGAGAACUGUUUAUAUUAUUUGAUGUCCCAUUAAUCUUUUAUACUGAAGACGGAUCCGGAGGAAGAAGAAGAAGACCCAGCUGUUCAACCGCCAUUUUCACCUUGUCAAGUAGGCAUUCUUCAUCCAUCGCUAUUAGUGAUCCUUUUGUUUUCUUAACCUGCAAAAUUGAAAUUGAUGAUGUCAACUAUGAGUUGAGACCUGAUUUCUUGGUGAAAGUAUUUUGCAUAUUACAAUAUCUUGCUAUGAAAAUGGAUAUCCUCUGUCAGUGCAUCUUACGCGUAGAAAGUUGGAAGAUUGCCUGUGAUGUUGAUCGUACUCAGAAACAGAAACAUUUAUGCAGUGAAAUCCAUUUAGCAUUUCUACA
Messenger RNA from Papaver somniferum (opium poppy), 1018 nucleotides. Its product is annotated as bifunctional adenosine 5'-phosphosulfate phosphorylase/adenylylsulfatase HINT4-like. Lineage: Eukaryota; Viridiplantae; Streptophyta; Magnoliopsida; Ranunculales; Papaveraceae. The transcript has 7 exons. The coding region runs from base 195 to 626 and encodes 143 amino acids. The record is from RefSeq and is a predicted model, not a curated record. Gene Ontology annotation, molecular function: catalytic activity.